Halteromyces radiatus is the source of this 1324-nucleotide messenger RNA. RefSeq names its product Cupredoxin. Gene Ontology annotation, molecular function: oxidoreductase activity; copper ion binding. Lineage: Eukaryota; Fungi; Mucoromycota; Mucoromycetes; Mucorales; Cunninghamellaceae. The transcript has 2 exons. The record is from RefSeq and is a predicted model, not a curated record. The coding region runs from base 19 to 1134 and encodes 371 amino acids.
AAAUACAAUGUUAUCAUCAUGAUUGUCCAUCUUUUACCUUUAUUUUUAUUGUUUUGGAUAUGGAAUUUGCAAAAUACUGUGACAGCAAUCACUCGACAAUACUAUAUUACAGCAGAAGAAGUGGACUGGGAUUAUGCACCUCAACAAUGGGACAAUCUUCGUGAUCAACCUUUGAAUCAAUCGUUUAUGUCUGAUCUUUACACAGCUCGCAAUGCUACCAGAUUGGGAACUGUUUAUCGCAAAGCAGUCUAUCGUCAAUAUACCGAUGCCUCUUUCUCUAUUCCUAUAGCUCAUGAUCCUGCUCUUGGUUUCCUUGGUCCUAUUAUCAAAGCAGAAGCUGGGGAUCGUAUUCAAGUAGAAUUCUUUAACCGUGCAAGUCAACCUUGUAGUCUCCAUCCUCAUACGAUCAAGGCAACAAAUGGAUCUCUUCCAGGUAGGUCGGUACAACCAAAUCAAGGCUAUCACUAUGUUUGGGACAUUCCUGCGGAUCUAGUGUUUCCUUCCAAUCAAUCUUCAAUAUUGUGGGUAUAUGUAUCAAAGGCAAAUCCGUUGGUAGAUCUGAACGCUGGUUUGGUGGGACCCAUUGUAGUAUAUGCACCUGGACAUCUUGUAAAGGCAUCGGCUAAUAGCAUGGUUGCUUCAUUACCUGGAGUACAAGAAGUAUUUACUAUGAUGAUGACAACGGAUGAAGGAUUAUCAAAUUACCUACCAUACUCGGCUCAACAUUAUAAUAACAACAUUAACAGCAAUGACUUGGAACAACUGAUGCGGACGGAUGAUCUGUUUUUGGAAUCCAAUCGAAUGUAUCAUAUCAAUGGCUAUAUCUUGAACAAUAAUGCGGAUCUCCGGGUAUUCUAUGGACGACCAGUACGAUGGUAUAUUUUGGCAUUUGGGUUGGAGGACGAUGAUGUACAUACUGCUCAUUGGCAUGGAGCUACUUUAUUGUAUCAUGGUCAUCGUGUCGACGUGGUGGAUCUCAUGCCUGUCAGUUUUGAAGUACUGGAUAUGAUGCCUGACAAUGAAGGUCAAUGGUUAUUCCACUGUCAUGUGGCUUCGCACUUUGAGGCUGGAAUGACUGCAUUUUAUCAAGUCGAGAAAUUGGAAUAUACUGGUGAAGAAGGUUGGGAUGGUUGAUGAACUGGAAACGUGGUUGUCUUUUUGGAUUCUUUACUUUGUAGAUAUUCUCCUCCUCCUUUUUUUUUUUUUUUUUAUUUACCCUUCGUUUGUAUCAGGAUCUCCAUCUUAUAUACACAUAUAGAUAUUGUUUAUCAUCUCAUUUUUAAUUGAACAAUAAAUCAUUUUGUUGCCCAUCUAGAAACAACAA